Molecule: messenger RNA, 2211 nt
Organism: Panonychus citri (citrus red mite)
Lineage: Eukaryota; Metazoa; Arthropoda; Arachnida; Trombidiformes; Tetranychidae
Gene: Rad9
Biological process (GO): DNA repair; DNA replication checkpoint signaling; mitotic intra-S DNA damage checkpoint signaling
Cellular component (GO): checkpoint clamp complex
Source: RefSeq, a predicted model, not a curated record
GUUCUUCCAUUUGAUUGGAUAAGCGGUAAAAUUGAUGACAUUUCAUUUUGUUUACUUUUUGUUGAUCUGAUUCUUCAAACUAAAUUCAGUUUAUUAUCGAGAUUAAUUGUGUCGAUAUCAUGUCAUUUUCCUGUAAAAUUAGUAAUCUGGGAAUCAAAUCUUUUGCUCAAGCAAUUAAUUCUUGUUGUAAAUUGGGUGAAGACAUUUAUUUAGAUGCUACUCCUGCCAAGUUGACCAUCAAAGUCCUAAAUGAACCUUAUAAAUCAGCCUUCAUGUUGGUCUCUUUUGAUAGCGAUUUUUUUGAAAACUAUGAAGUGGAAGGACGAUUAGCCGUUAACAAUGACAAUUCCAUGAUUGAGGAUUCCCAAAAUAAUGGAAAUCGCUCAGUUAACAAUAGAGAUGCCAAAGUAACUUGUAAACUAAAGACUCGGUCAUGUUUAUUAGCUUUCAAAAAGGAGAAAACUUUGUCCAAAAAUCUAGACUAUUGUGAGAUUAAGAUCAAAUCUUCCCGUGAUACAGCUCAGUUCAAAUUCACAUACAACUCAAAAUGUGUCAAAACUAUGGAUUUACCUUUGGGUGGUGAUGGAUUAGAUGUCAAUGAUGAUAUUUUCCAGAAAGGAAAACAUAAAGUGACCUGUAAAUCGAGGAUUUUAGCUGAUAUUUUGACUUAUUUUGCCAAAGAAGAUGAAUAUGUCACUAUGAAGGCGAUGCCGCAAUCAAUUGAUUUUGAGACCCAUUUUGUAGACAGAGAUAAAAGUGGAAAAUUAACCAAAACUAAUAUUGACAUCGAUGAAUUUGAUGCUUACAAUGUUUCAGAUGAAAUUUUUCUCACAUUUUCUCUCCGACUAAUCAGACCUUUUCUUUCCUUCUGUUCAAUUCGAAUUCCAGAGAUUGACAUUUAUAUGGAUGGUUCUAAUCAGCCAAUCUGCUUUAAUGCCGAAUCUCCUCCCCACACUAAGAUAUCGCUCGCGCUGGCAACUUUAGAUGUUAAUCAUCCAAAUGCAACUAGAAAUUCAUCUAGAAGCUCAGUAAUGUAUCAAACAACCCGUUCAUCACAACAAGGGAAGGUAACACGAAAUUCAACUCGACGAAAUCGAUUCUCAUCUCAACAUAGUCAACCAUCAAUAUCUAACACACAAAAUUCAAGGCAUUCACAUUCAAGUUGGAAUCAGGAUGAUCAAGAUCUUGUUGAUGAACGUGUAAUAAGUAACGAGGAGCAUCACAAUUCAGUUGGUUCAGAUCGAAAUAGAGAGGAAAAUUCAAGAAUCAAUGAAAAUACCAAUCAAAAUACAAGUGAAAAUAUCAACCAGAAUAUUAAUACAACACCAACACCAACACUAGCACCAGAACCAGAACCAGAGCCAGAGCCAGCACCAGCAUCAGCACCAGCACCAGAACCAACACCAACACCAACAGACCCCGAAGAUUACGAUAUGAUGGACGAUGAUGAUGACUUUUUAUUUGACAAUUUUGAUGAUCAAUUUCCAAAUGAAUCAAUCAACGGAAACAAUUCACAAACUAAUUCAGCUCAAACUGACCGACAGGCUGAAGAUGUACCAGUUUCCCUCGAAAGCAAUAUCCCAUCAAGUGUCGCUUCAUCACAACAACUUAGCCUUAAUCUAAUCAACGGACGCCAACCGACAUCAACUCCUCUCCCAUCAACACCAUCAAACUUUGGCCCUCGAGCUCCUGAUGACUAUUGGAUGUCACUACCAAUAAAUGACCAAGAAGCCAGUGACGAUGACCUCUUAGUACCACCAACCGAUGAUGAGCAAGAUACAAGUACGGGAGAAUCCGAUUCAUUUUAAUCAAACAAUCUAUUCUCUUAACAAUCAGCGAAACACAACGAAACACAAUCAAAACCAAACGAAAGUUCAACAAUUUACAAUCAACUCACUAAGUGAUCUAAUUUUCUAUCGCCUCGUUUAAAAAAAAAUUAAUAGUCUUUAUGUAAUCUUAUUACCCUAUCAAUGUAAAUCUAUUCAAUCUAUUAUCUUCAUCAAUCAAAUUAAUUCAAAUCAACUAAAUUGAUUGGAUUUAAAAUCAACUAACAAUCAACCAAGAAAAAGCCGAAAACAACAAAAGCUUUUAAAGCUUCAUGAGUUUUUUUCUUCAUCAAAACCAUGUAAAGAAAACAACAAAUUCUUAUCAUCUAUUGUUAACCCAUCCCUUUGUUUAGUUGAUUAAUUAAAUUUACACAAUUUAAAUUCA